AACCGGCUGCCGGCAUUUAGUUGUUGGUCCGCCACUGCAAAAGACUACACUAGAGCGCCGCUCUUGCCUCUGAUCUGUCAGUUCCAGCCCGAAGAUACCCUAGUUAAUUCGAAGAUGUUAAAGAUGAUUCUUACUCGACAGAAAGUCAAUGCAAUAGUUUUGAUAUCGCUCUCCUGUGUGAUACUGUAUUUGGCCCGGGAGAGGAAACUGCCAGUGGUCUUGGUAGACACAGCUAAGAAAGUUCAAGAACAGCUGAUGGUGGUCGAUGACCAAAGUUGGCUCAAAGGACCCGUAGAGGCCGACGACCCUAGGCUCCUGAAGGUGGUCAAGGAGAGGUUUUUGAUCCCGCCGUCGACGCUGCCUUACAAUCUGUCAACACCAGCAGAGACUAAAAGAUACUACCCCUCAAGUAAUGUUUCUAGUUUCCACUUCAUUGACUACAACGUCAAAUAUUUCUUUGGGGACCAGAAGACGGGCGUCUUCCUCGACUCGGGGGCUCUCGAGGGCGACAUCUUCUCGAACUCCCUUUGGCUGGAAAAAGAACGAGGAUGGACCGGUAUCCUGGUGGAGGUCGACCCCAACAAUUUCCGCCACCUGGUACAGAAGAGGAGGAAGUCCUGGCUCUCCAAUACUUGCAUUGCGAGGGGCCCGUACCCUCAGCGGGUCAGCUUCGAGUUCUUGGAUGGCCCUCCUACCCAUGGUAUGCUGUGGGUUUAUCGCUCUAACUCUAGAGCAAUAGAUUCGCCAUUCUUCCGCGGCCAGGACCACUGGAGCAAAACCGCCAAUAAGACUCACCAAGUGAUGCAGUGUCUCCCUUUAGCUUCUUACUUCUUGGCCCUGAACCUCAAAACACUGGACUUCCUGUCCCUCGACAUCCAGGGCUUUGAGGCGGAUAUUCUUCGUUCGAUUCCCUACGACAAAGUCAAAGUGAGACUCAUGGCUGUGGAAUAUUAUUACGAGGAAGAUGACGGUCGUCUCAGCGGUGGUAAAGUUGACCCUAAACUUGUCAGAUUUAUGGCAGGAAAAGGCUACGUCCUCGUCGAUUUUGACCCUGAGGGUAAUUACAUCUUUGCACUAAAAGACGACCCGCAGCUGAAAGAGAAACUAGAUGAAAAGAAGUAUGUUAAAUAUUAUACAAUGAUGAACAACAAGAAGAAACCCAAGCCGUAGGCAAUGAGUAAAACAGAGGAUGAUGCAUGAUAUUUUCUCGGGAAUUUAUGUGUGAGCUCAUUUUUAAUGUUUAUAAUCAUUCAGCUGAAAACAUUCAUUUUCGAUGUAUUUUUCGGACAGCUAUGUUUUAGCUGAAUGGCAGUUGUAUGAUGCCCAGGAAAGAAAACUUAGAUCUCACAUGAUACAGUUCCAAAUUUGUCAUUGUUUACUGAAACAGGACAUAUCAUGCAGAUGUUAUUUCAGUACUCAGCUGCCGACAAGAUUAAAAAAAAAAUUACUUUGGCAGUCAAAUUGUUUUACGUCGUAUUACCGGUUGGUGUGUCCGUUUGACUGUCCACCUGUCUUUCCCAGCAUACAUACACGUGUGUGUGUGUGUGUGUGUGCGUGCUAUACAAAAUCACCUCGAUUAAAUUAGAUUCUAGUUUUUACAUUCACCUUUAAAAUAAUAUUACAUAUAUGUCUUUUCCUUUUCGUAGAUGCAUUUGCAUUAUUGUUUGGUUUCGACACAC
This is a messenger RNA of Macrobrachium nipponense, 1679 nucleotides long. RefSeq names its product protein Star-like. Lineage: Eukaryota; Metazoa; Arthropoda; Malacostraca; Decapoda; Palaemonidae. The record is from RefSeq and is a predicted model, not a curated record. The transcript is spliced from 4 exons. The coding region runs from base 115 to 1170 and encodes 351 amino acids.